UAGCCAUUCUUUCUUGUGUAGAUAUGGACCGCGUGGAUAGCUCAACCACGUUGCGUGGAAGAGGCAGGAACAAAAGGAAUUGGACUUCCGAUGAGGACGAUGAGCUAAUUAAAGCCUUGUAUGAGUUGUCUUUGGAUCCGAGGUGGAAAGCCGAUGGUUCAUUCAAAGGUGGGUACUUGGCAAUAUUGGAAAAACAUCUUGUUGAGAAGUGUCCAGGCCGUGGUAUCACCGGAGUUCCACACAUUGAAUCAAGAGUGAGGCACUUCAGGAAGAAAUUUGGUGCUCUUGAAGUAAUGAUAUCCAAAAGUGGUUUUACAUGGGAUGGAAAUAGGAAGAUGAUUCAAUGCGAGAAGGCACAAUAUGAAGAACAUUGUAAGAAUCACAAUGAGGCUAAGGGAUUGUAUGGUGUAUCAUUUCCAUACUUUGAGCAAUUGGCUGCUAUCUAUGGCAAGGACAUCGCAACAGGGGAAAAUGCUGAAGGCUUUGGAGAGGCAGUCGGAAACUUGGAGAAGGAAAUUGCUAUGGAGGAAGAAGAAAAUGAGGAAGAGGAUAUGAUCUCAACAAGGACAGCUAGACGGUCCAUUGACACUUGCUCUAUUGAUACAACUAUUUCUAAGAGACAAAAGAAGGAGCCAAGGCCAAAGAGGGCGACGGGACCAAGCGAUCCUUUUGCAGCCAUGCUUCAAGAUGUCAACAACCAGCUAAACAGUCCGACCAUCGACCAUGAAGGAGCACGGGCGCUGCCGGCCGCCACCGAGGGAAAGACACAAGCGCCGCCGGCCGUCGACCAUGAAGGAGCACGGGCGCCGCCGGCCGCCGCCGAGGGAGAGCCACGGGCGCCGUCAGUCGCCGACCAUGAAGGAGCACAGACGGUGCUGACCGCCACCGAGGGAGAGCCACGGGCGCCGCCGGCCCUCGACCAUGAAGGAGCACGGGCGCUGUCGGUCGCCACCGACGGAGAGCCACGGGCACCGCUGGCCGUCAACCAUGAAGGAGCACGGGCGCAGUCGGCUGCCACCAAGGGAGAGCACGGGCGCCGCUGGCCACUGGCCGCCGCUUGGAUUGCGAUCUAUGAAAAAUGA
Molecule: messenger RNA, 1082 nt
Organism: Hordeum vulgare subsp. vulgare (domesticated barley)
Lineage: Eukaryota; Viridiplantae; Streptophyta; Magnoliopsida; Poales; Poaceae
Exons: 3
Coding region: 24-1082 (352 amino acids)
Source: RefSeq, a predicted model, not a curated record